Messenger RNA from Naegleria lovaniensis, 1716 nucleotides. RefSeq lists its product as uncharacterized. The record is from RefSeq and is a predicted model, not a curated record. The coding region runs from base 1 to 1716 and encodes 571 amino acids. Gene Ontology annotation, cellular component: early endosome; WASH complex; recycling endosome. Gene Ontology annotation, biological process: endocytic recycling; exocytosis; retrograde transport, endosome to Golgi. Gene Ontology annotation, molecular function: actin binding; gamma-tubulin binding; alpha-tubulin binding. Lineage: Eukaryota; Heterolobosea; Eutetramitea; Acrasida; Naegleriidae. The transcript has 2 exons.
AUGGCACAAAAUAUCUACGAAUUUCCAGUGCUCUAUCAACACAACCGAAUUGAAAACAUUCAACAAAUGUUGGAUGCACUGGAGCAUUUGGAGAGAGUGAGUGUUUCCGUGUUUCAGAGAAUUACGGACAAGGUGAAUGAACAUCGGAAUAUUCUGAAUCAAGUACAACGGAGAGCUAUUGUGGCUCAACAAGCCGUGGAGUGCAUACAGAAUGAACGUAAGAAUGAAGCAACCCGAGUGUUGAGUAGUCCUCAUUAUCCCGAUAAGGAAACCAUCUCGAGUGAUGAAUAUAAACCAAGUUUUUCGUUACGGGAUAGAAUUGGUAUUCAACAAAUGGAAUUCCACAAGUAUAAUCCUGGACCAAAUAAUAUUCUGUAUAAUCAUAAGCGUUACAAUCCAAUUGAUCACUUUGAAAAAUCUCCCACACGUCAACACAAACAACAAAAAUCCAAAGCAUCACUCGCUCUCGCAAAGAAGGUCGAAGAUGGCAUUGGAAAACUUCCUUUCAAUCAUAUUCAAUCUGUGAGCGAAUUACUUUGUUUCAAUACCAACAUGAACGUCUAUUCACGUUAUCAUGGAGCUGAUCCUCUCCUCGCAAACUAUCACACGACCAUGAUGAUGUUGGCCAUGUCCGAUGAGAAAUCAGGCAAUUCACACGAUGGAAAAGGUGGAGCCAAUAGUGGCAAUGCACACGAUUUCCUUAGUGCUGCCUCGAGUUUGUACAUUGAUCCUGCACCACCAUCCUUAUCCAAAGAUUCCAUCUAUGACAUGUAUUGGGGCUCGUCAGCGUUGCAAGAACAAAACAUUAAGCCAUUCGUUCCAACAAUUAGAGAAUUACCCAUGUUCGAAUUUCCUUCCAAUCUUGGUUUACCAAAUAUUGUAGACACCAAACAAUGGGAUCUUUCUCUUGAUAAUAUGCCUUCCAUCGCUCCAUCUUCGUUACCUUCUUUGGAUUUAGGAAGUACCUCUUCCGGUACUGCCAUUGCUUCAACUCCAGAGAUGGUUCCUUCAACAGCCUCAACAACGAAUGCUGGUGUUCCUCCACCACCUGUCACCUCUGGUUCUGUUCCCCCACCUCCAACGAUGACAAGUGGCAGCAUUCCACCUCCACCUACGAUGGGAGGUAACAUUCCUCCUCCGACGAUGGGAGGUAACAUUCCACCACCACCAACAACCAUGGGCAAUAUUCCUCCACCUCCAACAUCAACCAUUCCAACUCCUCCAGUUGCGGUUGUCUCAUCUGCUGAGACAGGAGGUGAUGCUGAUGCAACUGCCAAUAACGCAGAAGAUGGCGGAGGCGGAGGUGGUGGUGAUAGAUCUGAUCUUUUAGCUUCUAUUCGAAACUUCUCCAAGAACAAGUUAAAGAAAGCAAACAAGUAUCGUGACAAGGAAACAUCAAAAGAAGACUCGGCGCCUCAAAAAUCUUCUGGCGGAGGUGGUGACAUGAUGAGCGACUUGUUCAGAAAAAUCAGCCUUAGAAGAAAUGCCAUUGAGGGAAGCAAGGAUGACAACAAGAAAAAGAAGAAGAAAAAGGAUAAGAAAGAAUCUUCUGAUAUUAUUCCUCCUCCUCAACCUGCAUCUUCAACACCUACAACGACAACACCUACGACCACAGCUGCUGAUUCAUCUGCGGCAACUGAGCUGCCAGUUAUUCCCCCACCCUCACGACCACCAGAAGAAGAUGGAUCCUCAGAAUCGGAAGAUGACAGCUGGUAA